UUUCUAUUUGAAUAAAGAGCCAUAUCUCAUAAUAUAGUAAUAAUGUUUCGAGGCAAUAGACUUAUUUUAUACGUCAAGGUGCUUGACAUUGAAUUAAGAUAGAAACAUGCUAUGGUAUAUUGUUGCCAAUAUCAAACAAUCAAGAGUAUGAUAAUAUAAACAAUGAAUGUAAACAUUCACGUACAGUAUAAUAUUUAACCAAUAUGAUGAGAUAUGUUAUCUAUAAACAAUUGACAAUGAUAUAACUUAUACAUGUAUUAGUGGGUUAAAAAAUCUAGCUGACAGUAAAACGGUAACAAUUAAGUGUAAAUUCAUAAUUGAUUCCACUUUGUAUGACGGAUGGACUGACGGACGGACAGACAAACGCGGGACAAAAAUAAGAACUUCAAAAACUGAAAGAAAACAAUCAUGGAAUGUCAGACUUUUGACCAAAAUAAUGCUGUCAUGUGGCCAAAGAAAGAAAGCAGGCAAGAUUAUGAGGAUGGGGAUGACUUAAAUCUUGAAGUCAUAGAGGACAUUAAACAUCUAGAUGUUGAUGUAAUCAAACACAAGUCUGCCCUUGGAAAGAGAGGCGCAAUAGCCUUGAGACGAAAACCUUCAAGAAAAUCACGCAGGUCACAGCUAUCAAGUAAUAAUGAUGUCAUUCUUCAAGAUUGCACAGAUUCUAAACCAGAAGCAAUGAGGAAUGGCCAUGCUGAUGAAUUAAGUGUUGAUGCUGAAGACGAAUAUGAAUUGUCUCCCUCUACCAAAAAACCUAUUCAAAACAUGGCGUUACCUCUUCAUGGUAUGGCAGGAAAGUCCCCAUCUCUAAGGACGUCAUCGACGGAACAGGACGAUGAAGACAAUACAAUGAAUACAGCUUCAAGUGAGGCUAUACGUUUGCACAAGCCCCAUCCAGGGGCUUUUGUUCUUCCUAAUAUCCUUGCACUUCGUCAUUCUAAACUACAGAGACCCCAGAGUGAAACAACAGAGAAGACAUCAGUAGAGAACAAACCAGCUGCUUUCAAAAUACCAGUACUGAAGUAUGUGAAACCAGUAGAAAAAGGUCCAUCUCGAGAACCAGACUGCACACCUGUUUUAAGUCGAGCUAGAUUACGUUCGAUUGAGGGACAGAAGGGAGAGAAAAAAGUUAGCAACGAAAAUGUAGACAAUAUAUUUAAGAAACCAACCCUUCGAAGCGCUUUGGAACAGAGGCGAGAUAAAUCUCCUGCGGAGAAAAUUAAUACAGAACCAGUUAUGAUGGUAAAUGACAAUGCUAACGAACUAAAUUGUGAUGCUGACGAAGGAAAUGAACUGUCUGCCCUUGCCAAGAAACCUAGUCAAGCCAUGAUAUUACCUGGCCAUCGUACGGCGGGAAGUAGCCCAUUUCAAAGAAAGUUAUCCCUCGAUCAUGAUGUUGAUAACAAACAGAUACAUACAAGUGAGCUGACAAAAUCAUCCACGCCACCUCGAGGACCUUCUCUUCUUCCGAUUAAUACACGCCAAUCUAAAUUACGAAGAUCUCUGAGUGAUGCAUCAGAUAACAAACCAGUUGUUUUCAAAAAGCCAAUAUUGAAGUCUGUGAAGGAAAGAGUGAAGCCUAAAGUCUCAGAGAAACCUGAUUUGCUUCAGAAAGUAGCAAACACGCACGCCAAGGCGCUAGAAGUUAUGCAUACAAAAGAAGUUAAAACAGAAGGAGCAGAAACAUCAUUGUGUCUUGAGAAAUCCCACAGUCAGUCAUUAAAGUAUUUUACAAACAGUCAGUCAACAAGCAGUCGUCAUUUAGAGCUGAGAAAUAUCGAGGACUCUUGGAAACGUGUAACAACUCCCAGACAGAGAAAUGCCUCAGUAGGCUCAGAACAUGAACAUGGAAGUAACAGAACUUCAGUAACCACAGAUUCUAAACCAGUAGUAGCGUCGAAUGGCAACGGUGAUAAACUAAAUGGCGAUUCUGAUGACAUAUGUGAUUCGUCUGUCACUCCUAAUAAACCGAUACCUCUUCCUGGUAUAGCGGCUAUCCCCAAAUCUCAUAAGAAGUCAUUUCCUGAAAACAAUGAUAGUGAAAAUGCAAUGUACACAAAGGAAUUUAAACGAGUGUCCAAGCCAUCUCCAGGAGACAUUGUUCUUCCUUCGAACGGUACACGUCCAUCUAAAUUACAACGAUCUCAAAGUGAUGUAACAGAGAAGAGCAAACCAGUUAUUUUCAAAAAGCCAGUACUGAAGUCUGUGCAGGAAAGAGUUAAACCUAAGACAUCAGAGAAACCUGAAUGGCACCUGCAAGCAGCAAACAAACGAUCCAGUUUUCUUGAAGGUUCAACAAUAUCUUCUCCUUCCCUGAACGGUUUAAAUGAAGUUCCAAAAUGGAGGAGAGAAUUAGCUCAGAGGCGAAAGAGCAGGAAGGAUACAUCUCUAGAAGAAAUACCAAAGAAAGACGGACCUGUUGAGCCAGAUUGGAGAAAGGAAAUUCACCUUCGUAAACUUAGAAAUACUGCAAAAAACUCUGACGAUUCGGCCGUUCAUGGGAAUACUGACUAGUCUGGUAGUGUAAGCUUGUAUUAUCUGUGUAGAUAUAUCGGUGUUUAUAGAUGGAAAUUUCAUACAAUGCUUAGUACUUAGGAUAUUGUCAAAAUUUAGGGGAUUUAUUCUGUGUUCUUCUUUCAAGUAUGUACAGAAAGUCAUCGCACUCUAAUCAUCUACUCUUGGCGAGUACACUUUUCCAUUUGAAAGCUCUUUGACUUACUGAAUAUCUAAAUAGAACGUGACUGAUAACAUAACUGUAAGUUUUCUUUUCAAUUCUUCUCCGGCAUUAUGAUAUGAUGAAGAAAAAAAAACAGUAUAUUUACUUAUACACUAGCGUUGAGUAAUUUUAAUGAUGUUUCACAGAAAGAUUGUAACAUUUUUAGGUUUUAUUCACAUUUGACAUUUUCUUUGUCAUUUCGGCUUAUUGAUAAGUAGAUCAGGUGACUCGGAAUAUUUCAAGGACGUGAGCGUUAUAAUUAUUGUAUUUAUUGAUAAAUUGUGUAAUCAUUCAUAAUUUUGAAGAAACUGAUGAUUAUCUAUUAUGAAAGACAUUGAAAGGUAAAUACAAUAUUCAUUAAAUCCAAGUUGAACUUGA
This is a messenger RNA of Mercenaria mercenaria, 3094 nucleotides long. RefSeq lists its product as uncharacterized. The record is from RefSeq and is a predicted model, not a curated record. The transcript has 15 exons. The coding region runs from base 409 to 2514 and encodes 701 amino acids. NCBI's taxonomy places the organism in Eukaryota, Metazoa, Mollusca, Bivalvia, Venerida, Veneridae.